Oxyura jamaicensis (ruddy duck) is the source of this 1802-nucleotide messenger RNA. Its product is annotated as perilipin-3-like. The record is from RefSeq and is a predicted model, not a curated record. Gene Ontology annotation, cellular component: cytosol; lipid droplet. Gene Ontology annotation, biological process: lipid storage; positive regulation of triglyceride storage. The coding region runs from base 14 to 1393 and encodes 459 amino acids. Lineage: Eukaryota; Metazoa; Chordata; Aves; Anseriformes; Anatidae. The transcript is spliced from 8 exons.
GCAGGGGGGCAGCAUGGUGUGCUGCCUGCUUCUUGCUUCCUGGUUACCUGCUUACCUUCAACGGGGGGAAAAAGCUGCGAUGGCCUCUGCUAUGCCUGAUAAAGAAGAAGCUGCUAAGAACUCUCCAGAGAUGAAGGAAGAGGAGCAACAGGAUGCAGUAAAUCAGAUGGCUAGCCUGGCCUUUGUCAGCUCUGCCUGUGACAUGGUUUCUACAGCUUAUGCCUCCACUAAGGAGAGCCACCCCUACAUCAGAUCUGUGUGUGAUGCAGCAGAGAAAGGAGUGAAGAGCAUGACUGAUGCCACAGCCAGUUGUGUGCAGCCACUUCUGACUACACUGGAGCCUCAAGUUGCAGCAGCAAAUGAGUAUGCCUCCAAAGGUUUGGAUAAACUAGGGGAAAAGGUCCCAUUCCUUCAAAAGCCAGUGGACCAGGUUCUCUCUGAAACCAAAGAGCUGGUGUCAUCCACAGUGGCAGAGGCAAAGGAUGUUGUGAGCAGCAGAGUGACGGAGGUGAUAGAUGCAACUAAGGGUGCUCUUCACAGUGGUGUGGAAGCUGCCAGAUCUGCAGUAGCCAGCAGUGUGGGGAUGGUCAUGGACUCCAGAGUGGGCCAGAUGGCUGUGAGCAGAGCAGAGGCUGUGCUGGGGAGAACAGAAGAUGACAACUCCCUCCCCAUUGGAAAUGAGGAGUUAGCCAAACUGGCAGCAUCUGAGGAGGGUGCAGGUAUAAUGUCUGUGGAGCAGCAGAAGGAGAAGAGGAGGUACUUUGUGCGGUUGGGCUCUCUCUCUGAUGAACUCCGCCAGUUUGCCUACCUGCACUCUUCAGAUAAAAUGAAGUGGAUCUGGCAGGGCAUGCACGAGGCUCUUGUACAGCUUCACUCCAUCAUUGAACUGAUUGAGGUGUUUAAGCAAGGCUUUAAUAAAAAGCUUCAGGAAGGGCAGGAGAAACUGUGCCAGAUGUGGUUGGACUGGACUAAGAAGUUUCCUAAAGACAGCAGAUAUGCCAGCUCUGCAGAGCCGGAGGAGAUGGAGUCUCUGGCCCUGCUGAUGGCAUGCAGCAUCACACAGCAGCUGCAAAUCACCUGUUGUAAAAUCAUGUCUGCAAUUCGAGGCCUUCCCUCAAGCCUUCAGGAUAAGGUGAAACAAUCCCUUAAUACCAUAGAAGAUCUUCAUGCUUCUUUCUCAGCAGCAAAUUCUUUCCAGGACUUGUCCAGCAGUGUCUUGGCCCAGAGCCGGGGAAAGCUGGCUGUGAUCCAGGAGUACAUGGAGGAGCUGCUGGACUACCUCAAGGACAACCGGCCUCUGUCCUGGCUGGUGGGACCCUUCUCUCCUCAGGAGGAGGAGGAAACUCUGCAGGAGGAAGCAGGGGCUCAUGAAGCUUCUGCCAGCUCCCUAUAGAGGGUGAGGCCCUGAGUGCAGGCCUGGCUCUGAGAGCUUGGGCUCUAAUAGUUCUACCCCACUUCCUAGCUGAAGGUGGAGCUGUCAUACUGAAGAGUCCUUGGUCCAAUAAGUCUUUGGGGGGUAGUGGAGGUUAGCAGGACUGCUCCUUGGUGCUUGUGGCUGAGCACUGGCUCAAGAUAGAGACCUGAAGGUCUCCAGUACUCCCACCUGCCUAGCAAGCUCUUUAAGGUAUAUCCUGCCAUGGUGUAUCCCCAUGGUGUAUCCAUGUGAUGCCUGUACUCAUGCAAUAGCUGCUGGUGGUCUUAAUCCUUCAUAACAGUAUGCAAUGUAAAGAACUCUUCCUAGAAGCUGCAUGUAUAUGACCUAGUGUAAGUGUUCAAAAUAAAAACUACUGCAUGCAAAACUG